UUUCUCUCUCAUUCGCAUUUUCGUGUCGGGGUCUUGUGCUUCAAAAUAGGCUCUAGCCGAGUGAGCACCUUUGCAAAAGCUGCUCUCUUUGAAAAGACGAGCAAAAUUUCCAGAGUGAUGACUCGCAGGGAAUCCGGCCGAGGUUUUCGCAGCCGCCCAACCAGUCGCGGGAUCUGCUGCUGUUGCUGCUGCUGAGAGAGAAUCGCAGCAGCCUCUAGCAGAGUGUUUUGUUUUCGAGCGCAUGCAAGAAGAAAGAGAGGGCGAUGCGACCACCUCGACGACGCUCUAUUUAAAUCUGGCGAUUUUGCAAUUGUGUCAAAAUGUUUUGCUCAACGCGCGUUUAACGCGAAAACAUCGGUUGUCAUGGUCCACGUAAGGAGGACAAAGAGAGCUAAGCCCGCGUCCGCGAAGAAGGCGUCGAGCCAGCCGAGGGGGGAGCAAAGGUUGCGGAAGCAGCCACCGUCGCCGCUCAGAAUGCCUUCAGACAGGGUCCUCAGGGCUCGCAAGGCCAACAGCUCCAUUUGCCGUCAUCUCUUGAUGGGAUUCGUGGGGCGGCCUCCGAAAAGACUUUUCACCCCAGAAAUCAAACGCAAGUUGAAGGACUGGCUGGUGAAGCGAAGGCGCAACCCUUAUCCCACCAGGGAAGAAAAGCAGGCACUGGCAAGAGAGACUGGACUGGAAUACAGUCAGAUUUGCAAUUGGUUUGCAAACUGGAGGCGCAAACUGAAAAACGCCGAAGCAGCUGAGGAUCCAGCUGAAUCCGACAUCUCAAUGGACUCGGAGCCUCGAGUGAUUUCCUCCUGGGGUCGCAGAAUCCUGAUCUACAACAACGUCGCAGCCCGCAACGCGGAGAAAAUUCCAGUCAACUGUGGCACGGCGCUUUUAGAGGACAGCGACCAGGAGAUGGAACUCUCUUGCGGCAGACUGACAAGUUCCAGUGACUCGUACAACCCGACUGUGAUUGACCACUGUUACUCAAUGACCCCGAUGAUGGUCAGCGAGAUGGAUAAGAAUGGCAACUACUGCAGGAGCAAUAGCAACAAACAGUGGAUCUGGAAUCUGCAAGACGCGGACAAAACCAGGCCAAACAGUGAUACGGAAAUGGAGGACGCAGAGGCUCCGCACCGAGAAGCCGAGAUCGAAGCAGCCGUGGUGUUGGCGACGUUAGGAACCGCUUAGAUUUCGUUUUGUGAUCACAAGAAACUCUCGCAAGGCUGAUUUUAAUAGAAAUUUGUAUUUUUCGAGGCGAAAUCUCCCGACGUUAAGUUUUCGGAACAAAAAACGUAUUUAAAUCAAUAGUGACUGGAUGAAUAAAAUCAAAAAUGUUAUUUACCA
Molecule: messenger RNA, 1335 nt
Organism: Cloeon dipterum
Lineage: Eukaryota; Metazoa; Arthropoda; Insecta; Ephemeroptera; Baetidae
Product: homeobox protein Mohawk
Exons: 7
Coding region: 364-1179 (271 amino acids)
Biological process (GO): regulation of transcription by RNA polymerase II
Molecular function (GO): RNA polymerase II cis-regulatory region sequence-specific DNA binding
Source: RefSeq, a predicted model, not a curated record